Messenger RNA from Epithele typhae, 1785 nucleotides. Its product is annotated as S-adenosyl-L-methionine-dependent methyltransferase. The coding region runs from base 1 to 1785 and encodes 594 amino acids. The transcript is spliced from 4 exons. Lineage: Eukaryota; Fungi; Basidiomycota; Agaricomycetes; Polyporales; Epitheliaceae. The record is from RefSeq and is a predicted model, not a curated record.
AUGCCACACCAUCCGUUCGCACCCGAGGACGUGCCGUACAUGCAGGCGUACAGCCAUGUUUUGCUCGAGAAUGACUAUCAAACGUACCAGCUCUUGUGUCGUCUCACCGCAGUGGAUUCGCCGACGUUCCACAAGUACGGGAAGAAGCCUCCCAUGGAUGUGCUCGAUUUGGGAUGCGGGGAGGGUUUUUGGGUGCUGCACGCGGCGAAGUUGUGGAAAUCGUAUGGCACGAAGGUGACGGGAUUCGACCUCAUCGACCUGCACAACAAUGAGGUCGGGGAAGUCCGUCCUUCCAUGGAGCCAGCGUAUGUGCCCAAGAAUGUCACUUGGAAGCGCGGAAACUUCCUACACGAGAGACCGCCUUUCCCAGACGAGUCAUUUGACCUCGUCCGCAUGGCGAACCUUUCCCUUUGCAUUCGCGAACACGAGUGGCAACAUGUCUUCGAGCAGGUCUGGCGUAUCCUCCGCCCCGGCGGUCGCCUCGAGCUCAUCGAGGACGACCUCUUUUUCCCCGCGAUCACCCCCCGCCCUACGCGCGACGCCGCUCCCGCACCCACCGGUUGGAGCACGCCGGGCCGCCGUCCCCGCACCGCGAGCACCGUCGAGACUUCGCGUCGAACCCCCAUCCCUCGCUCCGCCUCCACCUCGCGCCCGGGCUCGCCUCUGCUGGGCUCGAUAGAUCAAGACAAGCCGCUCCCUGACCUGCCAUGGCCGUUCGCGACCCCAACACGGCGCCGCACUCAUCGGCGCGUGCAGUCCGACAUCGACUUCGCCUUGGACGUCGCUCAAGCGACGUACCUCGAGAACGCGUUCGGCGCGAUGCUGGCUAGACAACGCAUUGCGCCACGGCCCGACGCUGUCAUUUCUGCUGCGCUCACAAACGCGUUCGGUGACGAGUGGGUCCGUCAGACGCAGGAGCUCGAGCUCUCGGUGCCGUCGCGCGCGCUCUCCGAGCGCUGCCAGAGUGCGGGGAUCCGACCGCCGACCGCACCCGCGGGGGCCGCACCGGGGGCCGUACCCCACGGGCAUGGGCACCAUGGGCGGCGCACAAGUGAGGACGAGCGGCCGAAGCACGAGCGACUCGCGGCGGCGCCUAUCCCCAUCCCGCCUCCCGCCUCGCCCUCUAGGGCACGGUGGAGCGAUGAGCCCCACGCGCACACGCCCGCGACGCGGGAGAUGGCGGCGAAGGCGCGAAAGGUGCUCGUGGACGGCGGAGAGAUCCAAGGCCCGACGGGGCCGUACCAGCCGCCAGGGUUGGUGCUGCUGCCGGCGACGUUGCUUCCGUGCUCUCCGCUGGAGCUGGAGAUGCACGCGUGCAAGCAUAUGAACACCUUGUUGGGGUGCAAGAAUGCGUUGACGGAGUACCUGGUGGUGAAACGGGAUAAGGAGGGCAAGAGGUGUGUUUCGGAGAAAAUGGUUGCGGAUUUUUUGUGGGAGUACGACCUCUUUCGUAGGAAACGGUUCAACUGGCCUCAAGAUAUACCCGACCUCAAAUUCCUAGACAACGUCGACGACGAUCACGACAGCUUGUCGCAGAGUCUCCCUCCCUCCCCACCUCCCAUCAAGACAUCCACCUUCUUGAAAGCUAUCUCCGGCCCCACUUUCUCCAAUGGGCCUUCUCCGCCCUCCCUUCCGGCCGCAGCGACGUCUUCCGCGUUGGACUUGCGGGUUCCGUGCGGGGAUGAGCAAUCGACCCACGUACGCACCAUUCGGGUGUACGAAGCACUGAAGCCCUCGGGGUGCCGGUGCGGCUGUCACCAUAGCGGGCUGAGCAAGUGCCCGUGA